AUGACGGCCGCCAACCAAGCUUCCACCUCGGCCGCCUCCGACCUCCCGCAAUGGGGCAGAGUCCUCAUAGCCGGCGGCACCGACUGGCCCAACCUCGGACGCAAGGCGAGCAAGUCUGGCCCCCCACAGACCGUCAACCCGGAACAGCCCGACCUGCAGGGCCCCCACAUCCUCCGCUCCGUCAGCAACGUGCGCAUGUCGCGCGUUCACACCUCGCACUCGUCCUGCCACGCCGUCCUCGUCUCGGUCGACGGCGACGCCUACAUCAUCGGCAGAAACGAGCAGGGCCAGUGCGGCCUCUCGACCAAGAACCUGCCCAACCAGCCCAGCGGCCCCGCCAUCUGGGACACUGUCAAGCUCGGACGCGCCACCCACUUUGCACCGCCCCUCCCCGCCGACCAAAAGGGGGACAUCGUCUACGCCGCCACGGGACGCAGCCACACGAUCCUCGUCACCGCAGCCGGUAGCGUCUACGCCACCGGCCUCAACUCGAGCGGACAGUGCGGCCUGCCCCUCCAGAACAUCGUCGAGGGCUUCCAGAAGAUCGAGACCGCCCCCUUUAUCCGCGAAAAGGACCCCGUCGUCGCCGCCUCGUGCGGCGUCACCUUUAGCAUGCUCCUCACCGCCUCGGGCAAGGUCUACGCCAUGGGCUCGUCGGAAAAGGGCCAGCUCGGCAACGGCCGCACCGGCGAGCACUUCAUCAGCGGCACCAAGCUCGCCUUUGACACGUUCGACGAGCCCUUCCUUGUCAAGGCGCUCGCCGACAAAAAGAUCCUCGAGCUCCACUGCGGCCAGCAGCACACCAUCGCAAGGGACGACAACGGCUACGUCUAUACGUGGGGCUUUGGCGGCUACGGCCGCCUCGGCCUCGGCACCCAGCAGGACCAGCUGGCACCCACCCUGGUGCCCCAGUUUGCGCGCGAAAACACCCUCACCCGCGCCACGCACAUCUACGCCGGGCCCACCAACAGCGCCGUCAUCGAUGGCCAGCGGAUGUUUUGGCUCGCGGGCAAGUGGAAAAACUCGGGCGAGGGCUCGGCGGGCCAGGGCUUUAUGACGUUCAAGUACCUGCCGGACCUCAUGGGCUGCAAGAUCCGCAACGCCGGCCUCGGCGGCGUCACCCUCUUUUGCACCGCCGACGAGGACCCGAGCGUGCGCGGCGACCACGACGCCACCAUGAACGUCUGCUGGGGCCAGAAUGCCCACCACGGCGAGCUCGGCCUGGGCGAGGGCAAGCCAAGGAGCGCCGUCAAGCCCAUGCGCUGCGAGACGCUCGACGGCCUCUCGAUCCUCGACAUUGGCGCCGGCCAGAGCACGACCUAUUACAUUGCACGCAACCUGGGGCCGACGUACGCCGAGCUGGCGCGCUUCCCCGAGGUGGUGCCGUCGUCGGACGCCUGCGUCGUGUGCAACAGCGACGCCAGCAGCGACGAAAACGCGCUCCUCGAGUGCGAAAAGUGCGAGAACCCGUGGCACCUCCAGUGCCUCGACCCGCGCCUCUCCGAGGUGCCCGAGGGCGAGUGGCACUGUCCGCGCUGCGUCGUCGAGGGCCUCGGACGCGCCGCCACCGCCAAGGCAUCGACCACGGCGACAUCGGCACCACCAAAGAACGGAACAAAGCGGUCGGCCCCAGCGGCCGACGAGCCGGCAGCAGCCACCGGCGACGGACAGCAGGAGGGCGACGACGAGACGGCGGCGGCAACGGCUGGAAUGACGAGGAAGGGCAGCAGGAGUGCGCCCAAGCGGAGACGGGCGUGA
Pseudozyma flocculosa PF-1 is the source of this 1758-nucleotide messenger RNA. RefSeq lists its product as uncharacterized. NCBI's taxonomy places the organism in Eukaryota, Fungi, Basidiomycota, Ustilaginomycetes, Ustilaginales, Ustilaginaceae. The transcript has 4 exons. The record is from RefSeq and is a predicted model, not a curated record. Bases 1 to 1758 code for a protein of 585 amino acids.